Molecule: messenger RNA, 19212 nt
Organism: Lymnaea stagnalis (great pond snail)
Lineage: Eukaryota; Metazoa; Mollusca; Gastropoda; Lymnaeidae
Source: the annotation of a GenBank genome assembly
UUUACUUCGAAUCUCUUAAACAGUAUGUCGAAAUCGGGUUCAUCAUUUUAUGCUGUGAGGCGAGGAAGAGUCCCCGGCAUUUAUAAAACCUGGUAUGCGUGUGUGUCUAUAAGUCAUAAGUAUAACAUUAACUUUAACAUUUUGAAGUGGCCCUAAGACACCGGUUUCAAUUCAAGUAAUGACCUAGAAUUGACGUUGUAAUUUUCACACACACAUAAAUUUUAAAAAAUUGGUGUUAAACAAACAAAUUAUUAGUCCUAUUACAACAACAUACUUAACACUUAAAGUCUUAACAGUUACAGUCCUGCAUUGGCAUUGGUGAAACAAUUCAUGGUAAACCUUUGUUGGGUGCGCCAUUCAUUUCCUAUGGUGGCCAUCUUGAUUGUCGAUGGUGGCUGCAUAAAAAAAAGUAGUGCAGACAUACGUUUGCUAAAAUGGGGAGGGGAAAUAGUGAGAAUGUUUUGUUUUAGCUACUUACAUUUACACAGUUAUUACAUAGAAAAAUUAAACGUUAAAUUUUAAUUAAAUAAUUUCAGCCAGUACAUUAUUUCAUUUUAUACACUUUGGUUAGAAAAGUGGAUAAAUGAAGGAAAGCAAUACAAAACGUGUUUAAAAUAAUGAAAACCCAACUAACAGUCUCAUAGAAUAAACUUUUACACAUUUUAUUGCAUCUUCUUCUUCUUAGCCGUUUUCACUCCGAAUGGAGCAUAAGCCAUCCACAACACUUUUCCAUCCGUCCCAGUCUAGGGCUAUCUUUGCUAGUUCAGCCCAGCUUUUCUUCAUUCUCUUCACCUCUGUCUCUACUCCCUUCUUCCAUUUGGUUCUUGGCCUUGCUCUUUUUUCUCUGGUACCUUGAGGAUUCCAGUUCAGGGCCUGUCUUGUGAUGUUAGUGUUCGGUUUCCUUAAUGUGUGCCCUAUCCAUCUCAAUUUUCUCAUUUUUAUCUUUGUUUCCACCGGAACGCUUGAUGUUCUCUCCCAAAGGACAGUGUUACAAAUUUUGUCAAACCAUCUUAUUUUGAGGAUUCUUCGCAAGCAUCUGUUUAUAAAAACCUGCAGUUUUUUAAUGUUUGUUUUUGUUGUUCUCCAAGUUUCACAGCCAUACAGAAGAAGUGUCUUGACAUUUGAGUUGAAUGUUUUUAACUUUGUUUUUGUCAGUAUUUCACUUGAGUUCCAGAUGUUUCACAGGGCAUUGAAUGGUCCUCUGGCCUUUUGGACCCUAGAUUUAAUGUCCUCAUCUGUGCCACCAUUUUUAUUUAUGAUGCUUCCCAGGUAUUUAAAAGUCUCAACUUUCUCAAGAGAUGCUCCUCUCAGAUUAAUUCCAAUGACUCCAUCAUCCACUGCAUUUAUUCUUAAUGUCUUGGUUUUCACUUUAUUUAUAAUUUAUGCAAAGUCCAGAGUUCCCACGCAUUUGGGAAUUCAUUGAAUAAUAUUCCUGGUCAUAAAAACCGGGAAAGUGGGUCUUCUAGUAAGGAAAAUUUCCAGCUAGUUGGAAUUUUUUAAAUCGUAAAAAAGAAUAAUAAAUUAGGAUUCCAUGAAAAUCGACGUUAAUCGUCAAUCUCGUCUGUUUUUAGCCUUUCAAAUGAACUUUCCCAAAAUGCUAGUGGUUUCCCCUUAACUGUGGAUGCGUUUGGAUCAAAACUUUUAUUCAUACAGUACUACUUUGACUUUGAUAGACCAGAAAUAUUUAUUUUCUGUUCAGUUCGCCAAUCAAGAGGUUUGCGUAAGUAAAUGUAAAAUAAAAUUAUUUAUUUGAAUCUAGUUUAUAAUUGUGAGGUAGCUAUUGUAAAUAUAAAACUAUUUUUAAUGGUUUUACUGUAUGUAGGCGUAAAUUAAAAAUAUCAUCGCUAUGCCUAAUUCGAAUUAGCAAUUCAAUAAUAGUAAUAAUAGAAGAUUUUGGCUAUAACAAAAACAUUGCAGUGUAUUUUUUUAUUAGUGCUAGGCCUUCUAAAUUUAAAUAGGCUAAAAUUAAGUAAUUUUGUGAUACUAUGUUUCGUAGCGUAGUUUACUAGUUUAAGUUUACUCUAUGGCUGACUUCGGAACUUAAUUUAAAAUUUAUUAAAACUAGUUGAUUUGAUUCAAACAUUCAGUGAGCCUGACAUAACUGUAUAUAGUUAGACUUCAUUUGUGCUCUAGGUAUGCUUUUUUACUUUUCGGUAUUAAUAGUAUUAUUACUAUUAUUACAUAAGCACAGUGGCGUAGGCAAAGGGGUUUUUUUUUGGUGGUGGUGGUUUAACUUUGGAGACCAAGGCCUGCGGAAAAUCCUGACACUAAUGUCAUUUCAUAUGUGAUAUGCCUAUCUUAGUAUUUCUUCUGACUGUGUAUUACUGUACCGGUAGUUUAGUACGGUUAUAAUAUAGUCUAUAUGAUGUAUGCUUUACUAUUAAUUAUAAACUUAAUAAGACAAUAUAUUUUAUUUUGUUUCACUGUUCAGGAUCUAGGCCCCUAAAAUAAUGCCCAACAGUUCCUUUAAAAACUGAUGGUCAUACAGCAAUUAUGAUAAUGUUUAAACAAGUCAUCACUGCUACACUAUGUUAGAAAUAUUGAUAUCAAGUAUUCUAGGGGGAAAUGUUUAAAAAUUUCAAUCAUCUGAUGAAACAUCUUGUCUAGUUCAACUUCAGCUUAUCACCUUUCAUAGGUGUCCACUUCUGCAACGUCUCAGUCAAGCUCCCAAUUUAUGUGUCAAAAUAUGAAAACCUGAUUGGAGAGAGUGUCCAUUAAACUAUCCAUUUUCAUUGCAAGAAGAAAACGUUAACUCCAUAUAAGAAAAUGUGAUUUUAACUUGUGGUAGCUAUAAAUAUGUUCUAAAUUGCCCUGAAGAACAAAUUGUAGAAGUUUCCCUUGCACUUAAAAAGUAAACAUCAACAAUAUUUCCAGUCUAAGUAAAUUAAACACUUGCAAUUGCUAGGAAAUUUAAACAAUAUUUACUUGUCUACACUAAAUGCACCUUUAUUGCUUAAUUUUGUUCAUUUGUGUUGCAUUUCAAUGUUGCUUUAUUUUGUCAAUUUCAUGGUUGUUUUUAAAUUAUAAACAAAAACACUGUAUUGCGAUAGUCGGGAAUUUUGUAGUUUUCAAUUGGGAAAAGGUAGGGAAUUUUGUUUUUAAAAAAAGAGUGGGAACCUAGUAAGUCCAACUUGCUGCAAUACAGAGUCAAGUUUUGUUGUUUUCUCCUGCAUUUAUUUCUGGCUAUGUGAUAAAAGUGCAAUGUCAUCUGCACAUUCCAAAUCCUCCAACUGUCUGAAAGGCGUCCACUGGAUUCCAUUUUUCCCGUCCUGUGUUGUUUCUCUCAUGAUCUAGUCAAUGGAUAACAGAAAGAGGAAUGGUGAGAGCAGGCAUCCCUGUCAAACUCCAGAUUCUAUCAUAAAUGGGUUUGUGAGUUCACCCUCAUGCAUUAUUACUACCGGGGCUAUUAAGAGAUUUUUGGAUGUAAUCCAUAAUCCAUGAAAACUAAGACUCCAAAGGUCUGGCAUUCGGCGUGCUCCCCGUGAAGUCACAAAUCUUAAUGAGAACUAAUAAAUCCCUGAUAUGGCUAAGAGAAUUCACUUAUCUUAUCUUAUAACCCCACAACUCAUAUUCUUGUAUGUGUUCUUAAUUAAGUUAGUUAGCUUUUGGGAAUACCAUAAUUUCUUAGUAGUUUCCAGAGUGUAUCUCUGUCUAAGCUAUCAAAUGCCUCUUUCGAAGUCGACAAAAUGUAGGUACAAUGAUGCAAUCCACUUCAAGUACUGCUCUAUGAUUUUGCGCAGGGUUGCAAUUUGGUCAGUACAUGGUCUGUUUUCUCUAAAACCAGACUGUUCAUCUCUUAGUUUGGAGUCUAUUGCUUUUUUCAUUCUCUGCAGAAUAAUUCUAUUUAGUAUUUUUCCUGGUACAGAAAGCAGCUUGACUCCUCUAUAGUUUCCACACGCUUGGAGAUCUCCUUUCCUUGAAAGUUUGUCCGAGUAUCCUUCGCUCCACUCCAUGGGUAUCUCUUCUUUGUCUAAGAUGGUCACAAUUAGCUGGUAAAGUAUGCUUGAUGACAGUUCCAAGUCUAUCUUUAGUACUUCUGAAUAAAAUGAGUAAAACAGAGUAGGGUUAAACCUGAAAAAUAAACGCAACAAAACAGCGAACGUGUCGGCAGAAAGCCUUCAUCAGCGAACAAAACAACAGAAAAAAGCGGUAUAAAAUAAAAAGAAGAAAUAGCACUUAGCUGGUAAGUAGUAUCUGUGGGCAGCAAUAGAAGUGUGGCAGAAGGAAAGUGAGUGAGAGUUUAAAUAUGCAACAGCGAAAAAAAGGGGGAGAAAAAAGUUCACUGUGAUAGGUCAGAACGUGGAGGGGCGGAGCUAGGGUCAAGCUGUGAACAGAGACAUAACAUUAAUCCCAUCUGGUGUCAAAGUGCCGUAAGUCAGGAUAAGCCUGUGUUCCAAAUUGACCCAGCUGUCGGUGUUCGUGCUAGCCACAAUCGCACUUAUUGAAAAGUCUGCCUUGCCCUGGUGGUCGCUAGUAUUGAAGUGUUUGGAGACGGGACACUGUUUAUCUUGUGUGAUGUUUCAGAGGUGUUUAGGUACACCUGUCAGAGAGACGGCGUCCAGUCUCCCCUAUGUACGUCAUCUGACAGCGGGUGCAGACAAUGGCGUAGAUAACGUUGCGGCUUGUACAGAGGAAACCGUCGCGUAUCUGGAAACUGCCCUUAGGGAAACGUAUGUGAUGAGUCUGGACGACAAGGGCAAGUGUUGCAAGGGCUGCGUCCACACGGCUUGGUCCCAAAGUGGGAGGGGGGAGCAUUGAUACGACUGCGCACGAGGAGGUCUCUCAGAUUUUUAUCCCGUCUGAAAACAAUGAGAGGUGGUGAAGAGAAAAUUUCUCGAGUGUCGGUGUCUGCGAGUAGUAAAGAUCGAUGUUUAAGGAAAACACGAUAAGCAAUCAGAUUGUGAGUGAGAUAAGUUAUAAUGAGUUUUUUCCUGUCAGCAUUGUCACUCAGACAUGGUCUGAAGGCAUCAGCACGUGUAAUAUUCUUAACCUUUUGGAGGGCUGAUGAAAGUACUGUCUCCGGGUAAGACCUACACCUGAAAAAGUCUAUCAUUUCAAGUGCUUUGUCCCAAAAGUCAUCAUCUGAAGACGAAGUAAUUGAGAGAAAGGAAUAGAGUCUUUACAGGAUUUAGGGUGGGAUGAAGAGUAGAGUAGAUAGCUGUGGCUGUCAGUGGGCUUAAAGUGGGCAGAGGUGAGUAGGGUGUCUUUGUGAAGAGUGACUGUAAUGUCUAAGAAAUUGACUGAGGUCUCAGAGAUAAGAGAUGUGAAUUUAAUGGAGGGGUGAAAGGAGCCUACAAAGUUAAUGAACAGGUCAAGUUCACUCCUCUCCAUAGUGGUGACCCCUAUACCAUCAUCUAUGUACCUCUUAUAGAAUUCAGGGAGGUGUCCAGUAUAGCUGCUUUCGACCAUGUGUUCGAAAUGCCCCAUGAACAAGCAAGCAUAGCUGGGUCCCAUUUUAGUCCCCAUAGCAACACCACUGAUUUGGUUUGAAGAAUUUGCCACCAAACUCAAACGAAUUGAGGGUGAGGACUUGUUCCGCCAAUCUGAGGAGGGUUUUGGUGGGUAUAGAUGGGUGGGGCCUUUAGUUUAGUACUUCUGCAAGUAUUCCAUCAGGGCCAGCAGCCUUUCCAUUUUUCAAUAGUUUGAUCGCAUUUUUAAUUUCUGUUCUGUUGGAUACAUUGCAAUCAAUGAAUAGAUCUUCUGCAGGUAGAAUUUCAGGUAGUUCUUGUGGGGCUGGCCUGUUCAGUAGUUCUUUGAGAUAUUCUAGCCAUCUUCUCUUUUGUUUAUCUUUGUUGGUUAGUUUUUUCCCCAGUUUGUCUUACUUUUAUUGGCCUGCUUUGCUGAUGAAACUUUCCUGUCAGUCUCUUUGUUGCAUUGUACAGGUCCCAUUAGGUUACCUUUUGAUGCAGCCUCCUUAGCAAUGUCAUCAAUAAAUCUCCUUUUAUUUUUCCUGAUGUUCUUUUUAACCUCUUUAUUUGCAUUUGUGUAGUUAUCAAAAGCAGUCCUCUUGUUUUGCUCUCUAAAUAAAUUACCUUCUUUCUUUUCCUCUCUUCAAUUUUGUAUAUUGUUUCUUUUGAGAACCACUCCUUAUAAUGAUAUUCUUUCUUCCCUAAUACUUCUUGGCAUGUGUUCGUCCAAAUCUCUCUAAUAUGCCGCCAUUGAUCUUCUAUCUUCAAUUAUGUUCUCGAGCUGUUGCAGAGCCUCAAAUCUGUUUGAUAGGUUUAUUCUAAACUCCUCUUUCUUUUCAGGAUCUUUAAGCAAAUCUGUGUUAUGGCGCUAUAUUUUCUUUUCGAUGGUGUUCUGUCUUUUAAGUUUUAGCAUUACUUUCGCUAUCACCAAGUUAUGGUCAUAUGAAACGUCUGCUCCUCUAUGGGCUUUAACAUCUUGCAGUGAGUGUCUGAACUUUUUAUUGAUACAUAUAUGAUCAAUCUGGUUUUGGGUCUCUUGAUCUGGUGAUAUCCAGGUCACCUUAUGGAUCUUCUUGUGUGGAAAUAUGCUUCUUCCUAUUACCAGGUGAUUAUUUGCACAAAAGUCUGCAAACAUCUCUCCGCUUCAUUCAUGUUUCCUAAUCUGUGUCUUCCCAUUACUUCCUCAUAACUCGUAUUAAUGUUUCCUAUUUUUGCAUUGAAGUCCCCCAUGAUAAUGUUAAUAUUCUUGUCCCUCACACUUGAAGCAACAUUCUGAAGUUUUUCAUAGAAGUAGUCUUUUAUUUUCUCCUCUUUGUCAUUUGUUGGUGCAUAAAUUUGGAUGAUGUUUAGGUUGAUGUCUUUCUUGAAAGUUUUAAAGACUGCUCUUAUUUUCAUGGGUCCCUCAGGCUGCCAUUCAGUCAGAGCCUUCUUUGCAACACGUGACACUAUCAGGGCUACGCCCUUCACUGUGUAUGGCAUCGUCUUCUUCAUGACCAGAGUAUAAAAUGGACUCUCUAGAUGUUAGUUUAGCAGAUCCAUUUCCUCUCCAUCCUGCCUCACUCAUUCCUCAGAUGUCUACUCUGUAUUUCCUCUGUUCCAUAGUUACUUGUUUUAUCUUCUCCUCCUCCCACAUCGUUCUAACAUUCCAGGUGCCAAUCCUGGAACUUUUCCUCAGCGUCAGACAGGAAUUCGGCAAGUCAGUUCCCUUAUGGGUUUGAUUAACCUGUGUCAUAAUCCCUUUAUAACAGCGGUUCUCAACCUGUGGGUCGCGACCCCUUUGGGGGUCGCGGGACCCUUUUCCAGGGGUCGCCUAAGACCAUCUGAAAACAUAUAUCUUUACAGCUAUGAAGUAGCAACGAAAAUAAUUGUGUGGCUUGGAGGUCGCCACAUCACGAGAAACAGUAUUAAGGGGUCGUGGCACUAGAAAGGUUGAGAACCACUGCUUUUUAAGGACCCAUCCUCUAUGGGGGUGGCAAAAGCUUAUUGGUUACGGAUGUUUUCAUAGUGAUUGUUGAUUUUCUUGCAAUGGAUGGGUUGCUAGCCCAUUGCAAAGCAUGAUACAAAAAGUUGCCUCGUACGACACGCUUGCUUGGCACUGACUUAUUCUACUCCUAUAUUAGGUCUCGUCAGUUCCAUGCGGGAACACUUUAUUGCAUGUUCCACCUAUAAUAACAUCAAUAAAUACCCAUUUUCUAAAAUGCCUGAAAAAUUAACUAUAAUAAUUAACCUCCCAAUAAAAUAUAAAUUUACAACAUUCCAUUGGCGGUUUAAUAUUAAAAAGAAAAGUUAAGUCUAGCAACAAGACAAAACAAAAUGGAGAGAAUCCAACUGAGAAACUCAAAGUGGCACGCGGAUCCAACAUUAGCCCAAUUUAGUAUUACAGACCUGUUUACUCUUACCAUUUUGGCGUACAAUGUACGAUUUUGAGAUGUAAACAUUAUAUAUACUGUAUGAUUAUUUUUUUCUAUUAAGUUAAUGCAUUGAACGAUUUUGUGAUGAUAUUGUACGAUUUUAAGAGUUUGAGGGUAAACAGGUCUGGUAUUAGUAUUACCUUUUGAGCCUUAUGGCAAUGGUCUGAUAUUUCAUCACUUCUCAUCAAACACUGAUUAAAUAGACUCAUCAAGAAAGCUAGUAAUUAUGCUCAAACAUAACUGCCUUUGUUUGAAAAAGUAUUUGAAGCACUUAGCAUUAGUAAAACUAAAAACAUUUUGGCCGAUACUACUGAUAGAUCCCACCCUCUUCAUCACAGAAUGAGAUAUACCUAAGAUAAGCUCCAUCAGGGCCAAUUCUUUCAUUCAAAGUAAGGACAGAAAGAUAUAAAAAUUGAUUUAUUCCCCAAUCUAUUAGAAUUUACCAUUGUACUCCCCCAGUUGUUGAAAAAAAUAAUAAUCUAAAUAAUCUCUCUUAAAAUCAACAUUGUCACAAAUUAACUGAAGUUCCAUGGUCCAUGGCAUGUGACAUAUGAUUUUUUUUUUGCUCUUGAGAAAUAUUUUUAGAUGCCUUGUGUUAAAUUGUUCUAGUUUUGAAAAAUUUGUCUUUGUAAGAAUAUUCAUGUUGUGCUUGGUGGCCGAUUGGUCUAAAAGAACCCCCUGCAUGGGACUCAUUAGCCUUGUACAGUAACUCAUCUAAGAGAAGGCAAACUCUGAAUUCAAAUCAGGAGCCAAAAUGAUCAAUAAAUUGAUCAUGGGCCCUCAAAUAUAAAAAAAAAUUGUAUGUCUGGAGAAUGAAUAUGUAGAUAAAACAUUCCCAUUUAUUUGGAUCAAUAAAAGCAUGUUAUCGUAUAAAGCACUUCUCUAGUGAAAAAUGUAGCAUAGAAAUGUGCUUGUAAUUUUAAGUCAGUCAUUAAGUGCUUUCCUCAAAACUUCAAUUCAAAUCAAUAAAUUUUCAGCAAACAUUGCACUGACUGGUCAUAGAUUAGCAUAAGCUGGUUUCUUGUGGCUAUAAUAAAUAUAUCAGAUGCACCAUUUUUUUCAACAAAAAAUAAGUGUUGGACUGUGAUAAAGCUUUUAAGUAGCUUAAUUAGACACUAAAAAUGUGCGUAAAUAAAACAAUUUAUGUUCAGCUUUAAUGAUGAUUAUACAAAAUACAAAUGUAGAAGUUUCGGCAAAUGCCUUCAUCAGUACAAAAACAAACAUUCAUAUAAUUUAAAUUAAAUUUACAUAGUACAUAUAUAAAUAUACAUGUAUCCUAAAUAAAAAAAGAGAAAAAGAAUGAGAGUGGGUGCCCAAAUAUUGUUUUAUUUACACAAAUUGUUUGUGUCUAAUUAAUCAUCUUGCAAAAAAAAGCAGCACAGUACAGUCUAUUGUAUUUUUCUUGUUGUCUUACUUACUUCUGAUUGUAGUCAUUCAAAGCAAAUCAGUUUGUUGUUUCGUAUGUGUGCUUGUACUUGUAUCGGGAACUCGUUGCAGGAAGGUACAUUUGACCAUAUGCCAUACAGUUGGCAAAACAUCAGAUUUUCCCUCAAUUUUUUAAAAUAUUUAACACUUUAUGUCCACUGCUGGCUGGCUGAAAGUUGCUGGGCCUGUUGCAGGGGUGUUUUGCAAUCUGAGUUUUUCAUCUCUUUUAUAUGCCAUGCCUGCCUUAUUUGUAAAUGCUAUAAAUUAUACUUAUCUUUAAAUAUUUCAUAGGGCUGAAUGUGAGAAGCAAGUGAAGGGAUUUUCAAAACCUGCUUUUAAAAAAUUCUCAAAUUAUGAAGCAUCUCUUGCCUUUAUCAAUGGUAAUUUUUACAUUUUUAAUUUUUAGCUUUUUUCUUCGACUUCUAGACUUGAGAUUUCGUUUUUUCUUUAUAUAUUUUUGUGUCCAGAAAAAUUGUAGAUUCAAAUCAACCAGGAAGUAUCAGUAACUAGCUUUUUUUCCUUGUGAUUCAAUGAUUCAUGAAACUGUUAGUUAAUUUAAUAUAAACAUUUGUCAAUUUGAUUACUCCACAGAACAUUCAAUAGAAUAAGUUUUAUUUGCAAACUUCUUGUUAAAUAUGUGCUACUACAUUUUUUUUUAGUGGGGUGGGAUGUGUUGAAUCAAAAAAUUUUCUGUGUACUGUUGGGAAAAAAAUGAGCACCACCACAAAUACAUAAGUUUUCUUUUGACAUCUACAUAUUUGCCCUUACCAAAAAAUUUGGCUGACACUUAUUAGUAUUUUUUAAAUUUUAAGUAGUCUUUCAACUAUCCUUCAACUCCUGCAAUUAAUUAUGCAAUUAAAGGGAUAUUGUAAUAUAGGAAUAUUUAAAAAUUAAAAUAGACUGCUGUUAUCGACUUUUUUUUCUUUAAAUAGAUUUUAGGACAUCAGAGCGCUUUGAGCAUGCUAAAAUAGUAUGGAUACAAGCGCUAUAAAAGUACUCAAUCAUCAUCUGACUAAAACUAAAAGAACUCCUUGAGUUUAAAAAUAUAUUUUUUCCUCUAAAUUCUAUGUUAAAUUUAGAAUAAAAUAAAUUUGUAAAAUAUAUUUAAAAAAGGAGAAAUCUCAUUUUAAUCCUUACUUAAAACUUUUUCUGCUUUUACAUCAUCUUCACCAAAAACAAAUGUUUUAAAAAAUUAACACAACUCAUCUUUUUAAAAACAUAAUACAUUUUUGUUUACAGUUUUAGGUUAAUUUAUUAUUAGUGUUCAUUUGGCAGACUUGUUUGAUUUCUCACAAAGCCACAUGCAAGUACUGGGGAAAUUGGUAGUAACUUGCAAGAUUAAUUUUUAUAUUUUCUUCAGUAAAGUAUAUUUUUCAUAUUUAAUUUUAGCUCCUGGCACUGGCUCAAAACGUCCAUACUGCUCAAGCUCUGGUCAGGAUUUAGAGAACACGCAAAGCAAAUUUCCCAAAUUUGAUCAUGAAGUUGAUAAUUUCACAGGUAUUAAUGAAUAUCAUGUACAAAUCAUGAUUUUAUUAUGAAACAAGUAUUUUGAGAUUAUUUUUUUUUUUUUAAAUAAAAACUAUCAAAAACUAAUUUUUAACAAAGAUUUAGUUGUUAAAAUUAAAAGAUUAAAACUAAACUUUGAAACCAAUUUUUAUGUGUUAAUUGGCUAGGGCAAAGUGUGUUUAUACAAGGAUAUUGUCAAAUUGAAAGCUUCACCUCUGCAUUGCUUGUCUUGCAUCACUUUGAAUGACAGUUAUGUUAUGAAUGUAUAGCUUAUGUUUGGCUAUUAUAUUUGGAAAGUGUUCUUUUUAAUCAAAUUUAUUAUUGGGAUGGCCCUGUAUUUGUUUUAAGCUCUUUGUUAUCUUACUUUGUUUUAUCUUGUGCCCUCUCACUUAAAAAUUAAAAUUUAUUCAUCAUUGGGUUUUUUUUAUAUACUUCAAUACAACUUGACUCAGAUCAGUUGUCACCAAUUCAUGUUAUUAUUAUUCUUAUCAUUUCCACAAAAACUCAAAUUAUGUGGGGUUUUCUCUGCAUUCUUUCUGUUUUUUAAGUAUUAUCUCUUUUGUUUUGUUUUUUAAUCCAGGCACAAAAUUUUCUGAAAAAGAAGGAACUCAUGUUUAUACAGAUGGUGGCUGUUUUCAAAAUGGAAGACAUGGCGCUAGAGCUGGAUUGGGUGUUUACUGGGCACCCAAUGAUCCAAAGUAAGAAAUCAUUUUGAGUCAUCUGUAAGGCAAGGGUUUAACUAGUAUAUUUGUGUCCUCCUUUGAAAGCAUAAUGUUUAAUUUUGAGCUGUGAAGUUUUAGUUUUAUUUUUUUGUAAAUAUUUUUUUCAAAAUUAUGACUGUUCCUCAAAUACAUUGGCAUUUAUCUUUCUGCUGCAAAUAAUUAAAAUUAGAAAUGAAUUAACUAUUUAAUUUUCACUGAAACUUUUUUUUUUUUAAUAAAUUGGCAGUUAAUAAAACUGAAGGGUUCUUGUUAAGUAUAAGACACAAAAAUCCUUGUGACUCAAAAUGUGCCUGAACUUAUAAAUAAAAUGAGUAUGUCUAACAUUAAAUACCUUACUUUUCGUUUGCCAUUAGGGCAUUAAUGCAUAGGAUGUUUUGAUAUGCUUAUUAACAAGAUUUCCCGUCUGAUUUCUUUUCUUAUUAAAAACCAAUUUUAGUAACAUCAGUGAAAAACUAUCAGGGAGGCAGACAAAUAAUAGAGCAGAAAUAUAUGUAAGUUUUAUUUGAUUUUAAAUGUUUUUCCAAUACGGUUCUGCUUUGGCCAUGUUAAUAAAAUAUCCUCAAAGACUGUUUACUAUAAAAUCCUAGUGAACUUAUUCCUUACAAAUAUUUAAGUUUGUACGUUACCUAUUUAGUCAUUUCAUAUUAAUUAAGGGCAUUCUUCCAUAUAUUCCCAGGCAGCUGUUCGUGCAGUGCAAGUAGCCAAAAAGAAAGGAAUUCAAAAUCUCAUUCUUCAUACAGACAGUCAGUUCCUUAUCAAUAGUAAGUGACUGAGUCCUAGUGCUAGUGUUAACAAUCAUUUUUUUUUAAAAUUUGAUCUAUAGCAGGCCUGUACAACUCAAAAUGUGAGGUGGGCCAUAAUACUUCAUGAAAAACUUAUGCUGGCCUAAACAAAAUAGGAACGCAAAUGGGUGGAGUGGGGGGGGGGGGGGCUAUAAAAAACAAAAAAAUAAAAAAGAAUUUUUCUUUACUUACGAAGAAAAUUNAAACAUGAGCGUGGCUUGCAAUGAUCAACACAAACAUGAGCGUGGCUUGCAAUGAUCAACACAAACAUGAGCGUGGCUUGCAAUGAUCAACACAAACAUGAGCGUGGCUUGCAAUGAUCAACACAAACAUGAGCGUGGCUUGCAAUGAUCAACACAAACAUGAGCGUGGCUUGCAAUGAUCAACACAAACAUGAGCGUGGCUUGCAAUGAUCAACACAAACAUGAGCGUGGCUUGCAAUGAUCAACACAAACAUGAGCGUGGCUUGCAAUGAUCAACACAAACAUGAGCGUGGCUUGCAAUGAUCAACACAAACAUGAGCGUGGCUUGCAAUGAUCAACACAAACAUGAGUGUGGCUUGCAAUGAUCAACACAAACAUGAGCGUGGCUUGCAUUAAUUUUCAGUAUUGAAAUUGUCCAUUCACAUAGAUAAGUGGUUCCAAACACACUACUAGUUGUUAGUGCACCUUCGUAAAGAUUUGGGUACUUCUCAGAUUUUGAUGAAACUCCUGCAGGCUGCUCUCUCUGUGCUUGCUUCGGUAAAUUUCCGAACAUUGUAGUUUGAUAAGCUCCAUCUGCAAUUAAACUGGUAUGUUUUCCGGAAAUUGAUCUUCAAUUAGUUCAAACUAAAGUUACUCUUCUUUAGAAAGAGUGAGCCUUUGAAUAAAUUCUUCCAUCAAAAUAUUAAUUUCAUUAGCAAAUUGUUUUCCCAACUCGACGUGGUUGUCCUGAGGAAAAUGCUUUUUAAAAGUGGCUCAUUUCAGCAUUUAGUAACUGGGUUUUGAAAAGUUUCUUAUUCAGUUUAAAAGCGUUUAAUGCUGCAAACAUACAAAAUACAAGUUGUUGCUUACCUUAAAGUUGAAUGUUAAGGUCAUUUAGAUGUUUUUCUUUUAUAUCACAAUGGAAGAAGAGGUCAUGAUACCAGGAGUCAUCUUCAAACACAGGGAAUUCCUUUGCUUCAUCUUCUGAUAUUCCUUUCUUCAAAGCAACGAAUCGCUGAAGCACUUUCCCUCGGCUUAACCAUCUGACUUCUGCAUGGUAUAUACCGUCUCUGUAGUCGGCGUCUAUAUCUUCAAGAAAAGUCCUCUUGAUCUUAUGUGGUUGACUCUUUUGACAACAACCGACAUAACAUGUUCUAAAUUUAACACUUGGCUACACAACGCCUGCGCGUGUAUAAUGCAAUGAUAUUUUGUUAUUUGCCUUCCAAUAAAAUUUUCAAGAAUCGCAACUGCGCCCUUAUUAAUACCUGUCAUAUUCAGGGCACCAUCGUACAAAUGGCCACUAAUUUUAUAAAAUCUUAUCCCAUCUUAUCUUUCAAGCACUUUAUCACUUCAUUGAGGAUAUCUUUUCCGGUUGUGCGACCUGACAUGGAACCCAUUCCUGCUAGUUCUUCGGUAAUUUCACAGUUUUUGUCAACACCUCUAAUGAAAAUGAGAAGUCAGGCAGUGUCUUUUAAAUCUGUGUUUUCACCCAUAGCUAGAGAAUAAAAAAGAAUAUUCACAAGUUUUAUGUUUUACUGUUCUUGAAGAUUGGUGGAAAUACAGGGUUUUUUUUCUGUGCAGUGUCAUUCACCAUAAACUGAUGUUUUGAAAUAACACUGGUUUUUACGGACUUAAUUCAGACCUUGCAAUCAGCAUGCACUUCUUUACAAAGGAUUUCCCAGCAGUAGCAAUUUCCCUUGAAAUACAAAAGCUAAUCUUGGUAGCAGUCUCAUUGUCACUGUUCUUUUUCUUGAAAAAUAUCUGCUCUCCAGUAAGAGUUUUCGAUAGAUUCGCUGCUUUAAUGGAUUUUUCAUUUUGGUCCCAUUUUGACAAAUUAGGACGUUUAGAUUCAAAAUGCCGGCAAAGAUAAAACUCUUUCGGUUAGGCAACUGUGUCAGGACAUACAAGGCACAGUAUUUUUUCCUUGAACACUGUAAAUAAGUAUUUACUUGUCCAUUUAGAAUUAAAAAUUAUGUGCUUCAUCUCUAGUUCUCUCUUUCUGUUUUGAUUCAUGGUGCUUAAAUAUAUCAAGUACACGUCUAUAAGUAUAGUACCGAACUAAAUCCACAGAAUAUCAAAAAACGGGAUACGUGAGUUCAACACAACACAAUUCUAGACAAUAUUACAAAAAUAAUAAAAUGCUACUCUCCACAGAAGACACUAGUUUUGAACACACUUACGCUACCGAGACAAAGAGUAAUUGUUCAGGAAAAAUGUGCGUGCAUGAUUAAAUUUCAUCACCAGGAAAGCUAACAUGUAGUAAAAUAUUGACGCAACGAUAAAAGAUUAGUAGACCUAAUUUAAUUGGAUUUAAAUAAAACAAAACAUUCCUUUCAAGUAUAAGUGGGGAUUAUUAUAGUAUUAUACGGUAUAAAUAUAUAUCUAUCGUAAUAUUAUAUAUCAAUAUACUAGGGAAUAUUAAUAUUAAUUUAUGAUAUUAUGAUUUUUUCACCAAAGUCUUCACGGGCCACAAAGUGGGUGCGCGCGGACCGUAUGUUGUGCAGGCCUGACCUAUAGUCUUCAUUCAUGAAGCAGAUUUUAAAUGAUUUGUGUUACAUUUUUUUUUUUCUCCAACUAAAUAACAUCAGUAAUUAACUCUCUUAGGCAUUACAAAGUGGAUCAAAGGGUGGAAGAAAAAGGGCUGGACAAAAGCAACAGGUAGUCCUGUGACAAACCGAGAUGACUUUGAAGCACUUGACAAGGAACUAAAUGGAGUUAAUGUGAAAUGGGUAUGUUGGCUAGCAUUUUCAACCUCUCAGCAUUGCAGAUGCUAGUUAUGGCAACCACAAUGAGUUUUAUUAGUCAUAAAAGCAGUUAACACAAUGUCUUUAAAUUAAUCAAGUGGUUUAUUCUUUAAAUACACUUUGGACUUUCUACAGUGACUGCUAAUGUCACUGUAGAAAGUCCAUUAACAGUUUUUCCCAGUAUAGUAGACCUCUAAAUAUUAUUUAUUAGACUACGUAAAUUCAAGUAGUAACAAACUACAAACAAAGCCAAAAACAAAAUAUGACACAAAUCUGAUCUGACAUUAUGUAACGUAAAUUGCUUAUUUCCAAUGAGACAAGUUUAUGGUCAUGAGGAGAGAAUUUGUUGGUCAGUAAAUUGUUCCAUAUAGGUCAGCAUGUUGGGGGUGGGGGGCCUCUCAAUACAGAAUCACUACAAUUUGCUUGGCAAUGCUUACCAAUUAUGCUAUGAUAAGUUGUUUACUUUCAUAAUAAUACUUAUCAUAAAUCUCAGACACAAACAAUUUUACCUUGUUCCAUCUAAGAUUGAUCAAAUAACUUUUGUUAAAAAUCAGCAUUUUUUAAAAAUUUGACAUCAAUGUUAUUUUCUAUGAUUUUUUUAAUCACAUAAUAGAACAUUUUAAAGGUGAAUUUUUUUUUAAAAUAGAUCUUCAUUUUAUUCAUUCUUAUCAUUUAAAAUAAAAAAUUAAUUAACCUGAUAAAUUGGAGUUGAAAUUAAAGUAAAAGUUUUGUUUUAACUCUCUGCAGUCCGACUAUAGAGAAAUGGUACUUAUAUGUACCAUAGAUUUUGUGGGUGGGUUAUUUAUUUUUUAACUUUUUUUUUAAUUGAAAAAAAUUAUUUAUUAUAUUUUAAUAAUUUGUUUCAUUGGUUUAAGUAUUUAUAAAAAAAUUAAAAUUAUUACAAAAUUUGAAAUUACUAUUUAAAAAAAAUAUUUUUGGAAACUUAUUCAGCGCGGAGUAUCCCUUGAAAGCUUCGCAGAUUUCCAAAAAAACAAAAAAUAUAAGUCUCACAAAAAAAAUUAAAUAGUAGUAUGAAUAUUGUCAAAUGAUUUUAAUUUCCCGAUUUAUCAAGGAGUUAUUUGUUUGUCUAAAGCAAUGUAUCCAAAUGGAGACUCUAAUCAUGAAAUUUAUCACGAUUUGCAUAUAAAAGUACCGACUAAUGCUAUCGUAAACAAGUAAGCUUAAUUUUAAUUAUUAUUUCCCGACUUUAAAAUUAAUAAUAAAACAAUAAAGUGAUAAUUUUAUAAUUUUAAUUGGCUGAAGUAUAUAUUAUCCAUUUAUACUUACAUUGAUAUAUUCUAUUUGAAUUAUAUUGAGUUUCAAUAAUUAUAUAAUAAAUAAAUAGCGUCGCUAUGCGAAAUAAAUAUUUUAAAAAAAUAGCGGAAAAUUUCGGUCGAUUGGAACUUGCGUAAUUAAAUAAAUUUAAAGUUAAGGACUUCUGAGUUAUUAACUAAAUAUAUUUCUUUAAAAUAUGUUACAGCCAAGAAUAAUCUUCUAAAUUUUCUAAUAUUGCAUAGUAGAAAUGUGUUUAAAUUUAAUUAUCAUUAUCGCUAGUCACUAGUAUUAGUAGAGACUACUGUCGGCAGAAUAAAAAAAAAAACAUUUAUGUUUUUAUUAAAAGCUCUCUAACUCUAUUGGGAAGGAGGAGAGAGAGACAAAAAUGCAGAUAUUGGAUCAAGAAGCCCUUAUUCCUUAUUGAUCCUAAAUAUUAAGCCUGGACUCCACCCUUUUACUGAGUUACAGAGUUACUGGAUGAAUAUCUUUGAAGAUUUUACCCUAAAAACAAGUGGUGGUAAGUUUUAAUCUAAUCACUUGGUAGCAAAAUGCAUAAAGAAUAAACUCACAAUAUUGUUAUAACAUAUGUUAUAAUGUAUUUUCUAUGUACAAUGGUUUACUUUUAUACUAAUUUAGGCACUUGGACUAGGAUUAAUGGUAUUUUCCCUUACUGAUAGCAUACCAUUACUGAUACCAUUAGUGUUAAUUUAUUUAUGAAUCAAUCAAAUUUUUUUUUUCCACAGGUUCUUUAUUGAGUGAAUAUUCUGUGGUGAAAAAUCUUACCUAAUCUUAUGUAGAAAUCAAGUCCAGGACAAGCUCUUAUUUAUCAAAUAUAAUUAUUAUAAUAAAACUGCAGACUGUUUUAAGAAAUAAUAUUUGUUCAGAGUCCAUAAAUAUAAUUAAGGAAUACUGUACUGUAGUUUAUCAGCCUGUGUUAUGUGAGGAUUAUAACACAGAUAUAUAAAAAUGCCGGUACAUGGGAAAAAAUAGAUCACAUUAGUGAGGAAUGGAUCGUAUUUGACAUUAAUAUCAAAAUUAGCAUUAUUGUACUGAUACAUUUUAAUUUUUUUUAACUUUAACAUCAGCGAAUACCGCUAUUUUAAAAUUAAUAAAAAAAAAAUUGACUCUUGUUUUGAGUUAUUUAUAUAUUCAUCAAAUUUUACUUAGUCAUCUUUUACUCAAGAAUUAUUAAGAAAUAUAUUUAAUAUACAAAUCUAUAAGCUAUGAGACCCAUUUUUUAAAAUAUAUUACAUACAAAACAUAAUUUUCAUUAAAAGAAAAAUUAUAGUGCAUUUUUUAGGAAAAAAAGACAAAAUAUAGGUUUUGCUAAAAUGUUGACAACUUUUUGAUUGUUCAAAGAAUUUUUGUCAUGUUUGACUAUGAAUUGUAUAAGUUGAUGAAGUAUUUUAUUUAAAUAAAUUUUAAAUCUUUUAUAACAAGGAUUUUUUUUUUCCUUCAUACUGUGUAAAGAUUUUGUCAAAUUUUUGCAUAAAAUGAAAAAAAAUAAUUCUCCAAUAAUGUUUCAACUAUUUUUAUAACUAAGAAAAUAAAAUAUACAAAAAAUAUCUAAUGAUAGCUGAGUCAAAGAUGAACAAGUUAAUAUAUUUAACUGAUCAGAUCAGAGCUAUUUCAGAUCAGUUAAUUAAUUAUUUUAAAAAAUCACAUUAGGAUUUUUAAGAAAUGUGAAAAAAACGUCAGACUGCAGAGAGUUAAAUAAGUUCUAUAAAAAAAUAUAUAUAUAUAUUAAGAUAUGCUUUGAAAAUAACCUAACACAUGACUCGUAUUUUUAAUGUUUAAAAAGUUCAAUCUUGAAACUGACAAAUCUAAUUUUUUACUGAAUGAAAACGUUGUCCAGAUAAAAUCAAAAUACCUCAAUCUCAUUAUAAAAAGAAGAGCUUUCCAUUUUUACUUUUACAUUUAAUUAUAGAUAUAUUCUAGUACUUGAAUUAGUCAAUAAAAAGUUCGUCAUGGAUUUGUUUUAAUGUGAUUUUUUUGAAGAAAAAAAUUAAAUACUGAAUUAUAAAUCACAAAUUGGCUUUUUCAGGUCUAUGUGAAAGGUCACUGUGGAGAUGUGGCAAAUGAGUGUGCUGAUAGACUAGCCAAGCAAGGGGCAGAGAAGCCAGAUUGUACAGACAAGCAGGAGUAGGAGAUUCACAACUUUUUUUUUUAAUACAAACUAUUUUCUAUUUUUUGUUUUCUUAAAUGAAAAUCAAUAAACAUGACCAUUGCUGUCACAGGAAAACCUGUACAUAGAGAUGCCAGGAUUAAAUGGGAUAAUACCCGGUAAUAGAAUUAGUAAUGAUGAGAAAAAAUUUAAUAUUUAAGACUGUUAAUUUUAAUGAUGGGAAUAAGUGUGUGGAUUUUUUUUCUUUGUGCCAUGUGUGCUCAUUCACUUGAUGUUAUAAUCAAGUUAUAGUAUGUUUAUAUUGUUGAGCUCCUAUAAUCCAUUUCAAAGUUAGGCUCAUUAGUAUGCUUGGACUAAGUGUAAAAAGCCUGUUUUAAGAAUAUUACUUUGGGCAACACUAACAGUUAACUUAAUUCCCUGAUUAACUUUAUUAUAUCUUAGUUCUGCACAAAUGGAUGCAUUGAUUAAAACCAUUAAUGUCGUCAUGUAACUUAUAUUUAUAAAUUUUUUUGUGAUGGAUAUGUCUGGAAAAGCUAAGCUCUACACUGCCAUCAAUUAAAUAUUUUUGUAAUGAAAAGGGACUUUGUUUGUUGUUUUCCAUUUUGCUGACUUGCGAAAGUGGAAAGGUGUAU